AUGACCUUCGGCGCCCCUGGCGCUGAACAGGCCCGUGUCCACGAUCUCUCCGAGUGUCGUGCCAUCCUCGACAUCUUUGCCUCCCACGGGCACACCGAACUCGACACCGCGCGCAUGUAUGGUGCCGGAACAUCCGAGGACUACCUUCGACAACUCGGUCUCACCACCCCCUCCUCCUCCCACUCCUUCAAGAUCGCGACCAAGUCGUUCCCCAGUGCUCGCAACCCGAACUUCCCCGCCAAGGACAAGUACACCUUCUCAGCCGAAGACAUCGAUCGAGCGAUCAACGAUAGUCUCAAAACUCUGGGAACGGAAAAGUUCGAUCUGUUCUAUCUGCAUUCCCCCGAUCGAGAGGUCGAUUUGGAUAUCACGCUCGGUGCUGUCAACAACGCUUUCGAGCAAGGAAAGUUCGAGAGAUUCGGUAUCAGCAACUACCGAGCCGACGAAGUCGAAUCCAUCAUGCAGAUCGUCAACAAACACAACUGGGUCAAACCUUCCGUAUACCAGGGUCUGUACAACGCUAUCAUGCGCACCGCCGAGACCGAACUCUUCCCCACCUUGCGUCGUCACAACAUCGCCUUCUACGGAUACAACCCGCUCGGAGGCGGAUUCUUCGUCGGAAACCACUCCAACUCCGACUCGAAACCCGAACAGGGAUCUCGCUUCGAUCCCGAACGUGCCCAAGGUCAGAUGUACAGAAAGAGGUACUGGAACGAUCACUACUUCCAAGCUCUCGACCUCAUCCGUCCUGUCGCCGAGAAACACGGGCUCAGCUUGGCGGAGAUCGCGCUGAGAUGGAUGAUGCACCAUUCGCAGCUGAAAAAGCAGUACGGAGAUGCGGUGAUUAUCGGCGCUAGCUCGCAGAAACAUAUUGGACCUAACCUGGUGGACUUUGAGAAGGACGAGCUGCCGAAGGAAGUGGUGGACAAGGUGGAGGAGGCUUGGGAGAUCGUCAAGCCUAAUGCACCCGCUUAUCACCAUUGA
Messenger RNA from Pseudozyma hubeiensis SY62, 984 nucleotides. RefSeq lists its product as hypothetical. Bases 1 to 984 code for a protein of 327 amino acids. The transcript has a single exon. The record is from RefSeq and is a predicted model, not a curated record. Lineage: Eukaryota; Fungi; Basidiomycota; Ustilaginomycetes; Ustilaginales; Ustilaginaceae.